AUGUUACAAUUGCAUGAUUUCUAUCCGUCUUUGGCUAUCAACAUCUAUGCCUUCAUUAUCCUGAUUAUUCACACAGUCUCUGUAAAUGGACAGUUUGUUGUCGAAGUGGUAAGUCUUUUCAUCUUAAUUUUGGUUGCUUUGCAUAACGACUAUGAAUUUAAGUUGGAACCAGCUCGUAUGGGUAUGCGACGUUCCGUUCAACGUUGUGAAGCUACGGGAGCAAAUUUCGGUGCUGAUAUAGUAACGUUCUCAUUUGGUCAUGAAGCUAUCGGAUGUGCUGCACAUGCUAUUCCCAUUGAUGCAUGUGCGGAUGUAACGUCAUCAUCUUUUGAGAAGAAAUGUUUGGUUUGCUAA
Messenger RNA from Cylicostephanus goldi, 354 nucleotides. The record is from the annotation of a GenBank genome assembly. NCBI's taxonomy places the organism in Eukaryota, Metazoa, Nematoda, Chromadorea, Rhabditida, Strongylidae.